CUCGUAGUUGAUCUCAGCUUCACUCUUGUCUCUUUCCUUUUUUUCCACUUGCCUCUAUUCCCUUUUGCCUACUAAUUGACAUUGCCAUGUCAGAUCUGAGCAACAUCCUUGCUGCUCUCGCUGCGCAACAGCGACAGGGAGGAACACCAUCACAAGCUCCUCCACCAUUACCAGGAGCUGGCUUCCCACCACCACAAUAUGCAACUCCUCCCGGUGGUGCGCCGGCAUCUUAUGGCCUGCCUCCACCCAUCAGCUCAGGUAGUGUCGAUUUGGGUGGCAUAAAACCCAUCAGUUCAGGUUCUGUCAGCAUUGCAGACGCCAUUGCCAAAGCCCAUGGUAUCGCUGCUGAAAAAGGCGUCCCUUAUGACCCUAGUAGACCCCCGAUCAACCCAGAUCUGCGUUCAGGCAGCCGAGGCUAUCGACGUUCGAGGUCGCCCUCGAGGUCGCCGCCCCGGAUGAACCGAGACGCUUACCGCGACAGCUAUAACCCCUACCGCGAUGAGCGACGUGCAAAUGACCGCGCUUACACGAGGGAGAGAUCGCUUUCCCCGAGAGGUCGAUACUCCCCCGGCAGAUUUAGAGAUGACAGAUCUCCUGGACGUGAACGAGGUGCCGAAGGCGAAUCAGAAGUUCUCCCUCUAGACAAAGGAGUCGUGGGUUUAGUUAUUGGACGGUCAGGAGAAAACUUGCGAAGAAUUGAGAACACUACCGGCGCCCGCGUCCAAUUUCUGGAUGGUCCUGAGGUAGCUGGUACACAGAGACACUGCAGAAUCUCGGGCAGUCGAGCAGCACGAUCUGCUGCGAAGGCAGAGAUAUUCAGAGUCAUUGAUGACAACGAUGCAGCUAAAAGAGGAGGUGGAGAGAAGCCACGGGGACAGAGUAAACCUGCGGUCUCCACCAGCAAAGAGGGUGACAGCCUUCAGAUGAUGGUUCCUGACCGCACUGUCGGCUUAAUCAUCGGUCGAGGGGGAGAGACGAUCCGUGACCUGCAAGACCGCAGCGGAUGCCAUGUCAACAUCCUCGGCGAGAACAAAAGCAUAAAUGGAUUUCGGCCUGUCAAUCUUAUUGGUAGUGCCUCAGCUCAACAGUACGCCAGAGACCUCAUCUUGGAAAUUGUCGAAAGUGAUCAGAAGGGUAUCAGUAUCAAAGACCUCCACCGAGAGCGAGAAGAAACCCAAGGCAAGAUCUCUGAAACGGUUUACGUUCCCGGCGAGGCCGUCGGUAUGAUUAUCGGAAAGGGGGGUGAGUCGAUUCGUGACAUGCAGAAUCAAACAGGAUGCAAAAUCAAUGUCUCGCCUGCUUCUGGUCGGGACGUCGAACGUGAAAUCGGUCUGGUUGGCAGUCGCCAUGCCAUUGACGCUGCCAAACGUGCUAUCAUGGACAAGGUCGACACAGUACGUGCUCGAUCCCAAGCUCGCGAAGGCCGUGAUGACUACACCGACCGUUACACGUCACAGCAGCAACCUAGCUACCCGCCACCUGGCGCCCCAGCUCCUGCUCAGCCAGCUGCACCACCCCCUGCCGGCGGAGCUGCCGAUCCCUAUGCUGCUUACGGUGGCUACCAGAAUUAUCUCCAGAUGUGGUAUGCCGCAAUGGCAGCACAGCAACAGCAACAAGGUGGUCAAGGUCAAGGUGAGCAACGAUAAGGCCUGUGGGGUGACCGUGACCUGGCUCGUGAUUGGAAUCUCUGAUUUUAUAUUGGUGGAUGAUCUUGAACCACUCGACGACUUGAUUCGCCUUGCUUGGAAACCUGGCCACCACACACCACUCACGCUUUACGCCAUUGCUUUUCGAUAACGUGCCUUGUGACCAUUGCCGCGAUCCGAUGACGGGACCUAACGCCUGACGACGAUGACUAUCAUCCUGCUGCACGACCCGCCAAGACCUGAGCGUGAACCGAAUCGCUUGACCAUGACUCUUCGUCGUGUCUCCUUGCAAUACUGAGAAGCUGCUUUGUAGCAGACUCAUCGGCUUCAAGACCUUGAAGUACUCGCUCUCAUGACUUGCGGGCCAUCAUACUUGAGCAUCCUUUGUGUGGCUACUUUGCAUCUCCUUUGCGUGAAACGAAUUGCUGAGAGAAUGGAAUGGAAAAGGCCGAUGCUUAGCAUCAAAUCCCAGCUUGAAGCCACGGUGCUAACAGAUUCAUAAAUGUCGGAUAUAUUAUCUUCCUGGCUAGGUAGCAAUAUCGUACCUGCGCAAUUCGUCUGCACUCGUACUCGUAGCCGUGCUAGAGCGUUGAGAUUGGACAGGGCAUUCCUCCGAGAUAGGAGUAUUGAAACUAGACCAGAAAAGGUAUGCCAAGGCGAGGCUACCAGGAUUAAAUCAAGGAAUGACGAAACUCUAGCAGGAGCUUAUUGCGAUGACCGAGUUGACG
Exophiala oligosperma is the source of this 2374-nucleotide messenger RNA. RefSeq lists its product as uncharacterized. The record is from RefSeq and is a predicted model, not a curated record. The coding region runs from base 87 to 1646 and encodes 519 amino acids. Gene Ontology annotation, biological process: regulation of gene expression. Gene Ontology annotation, cellular component: cytoplasm; nucleus. NCBI's taxonomy places the organism in Eukaryota, Fungi, Ascomycota, Eurotiomycetes, Chaetothyriales, Herpotrichiellaceae. The transcript has 4 exons. Gene Ontology annotation, molecular function: mRNA binding.